Messenger RNA from Radiomyces spectabilis, 297 nucleotides. RefSeq lists its product as uncharacterized. Lineage: Eukaryota; Fungi; Mucoromycota; Mucoromycetes; Mucorales; Radiomycetaceae. The annotation marks the transcript as partial. The record is from RefSeq and is a predicted model, not a curated record. The transcript has a single exon.
CAUGAGCCAAUCUGUGGGUUUUAGGAGACUUUUGGUGAAGCAUGGAUUCCGCGUCCUGGUUAUUGACGAGUUCAAAACCAGCAAGUGUUGCCCGACCUGCCGUACGGAAAGCCUCAAGUCAUUUAAACUAGUUCCAAAUCCACGACCUUACCGACGAUAACAAAAUUCUUUGGUUCUUUGCCAUAGUCUUCUAAGGUAGGGUUACGCAUUUCAUGCCAAAGAAAAAAACCUUAAGCAAAUUACUAAUAAUAUUUUCAUUUCGGUUAAGAUGUACCAAUCAAACUUGUACGAGGGACC